AUGAUUGAUAAGGAAACCAACACCCCACAGAAACCUUUUCGUUCCAGCCGGUUUGUCAAUUCCUCUCCUGUUGGGCCUAGUGGCAGCAGUCUGGAGCAGAUGGAGCAGAGAAUGAACAGCAGGAACCAAAAGAUGUUUAGACCAAUGAGUUCUCCAAUAAGAAAAGCCCAGAGUUUAGUAGCGUCACCAAAGUCUCCCACUAAAAGGGCGCAGUAUGUUCCAACAAGAUUACAGAAAAAGCGCCAGGAAAAGGCUGUUCAGAACAGAGGUGGACUAGAACAGAUGGAAGAGUUUGUGAUGAAAAAUGAAUAUUCUCAGUACGUAGAGGAGCUAGAGAAUCAGGCAAGACUAAAUAGCAUAGAUCCUGAGAUGUUAGAGUUUGAAUCAAACGAUGAUCAAGCUUUACAGCCACAGCAGCAGGAACUCGAAGAGAUGAUUAGGUUGGAACAGGAGGAAUUAGAGGCCUUGGCAGCGACAUUCGAAAACAAUUUAAGUUUUAAAACUGUCAAACAGAGUGACUGA
Molecule: messenger RNA, 522 nt
Organism: Komagataella phaffii GS115
Lineage: Eukaryota; Fungi; Ascomycota; Pichiomycetes; Pichiales; Pichiaceae
Exons: 1
Coding region: 1-522 (173 amino acids)
Source: RefSeq, a predicted model, not a curated record